AUGGGAGGCUACACCAGACCGAUGGCGGCGGCGGCGGCCCUGUCGGGCCCCGGGGUGCGGCUGUCGCCCUCGGCGGCGGCCCGCGGCUCGUACGGCGCCUUCUGCAAGGGGCUCACGCGCACCCUGAUCACCUUCUUCGACCUGGCCUGGCGGCUGCGCAUGAACUUCCCCUACUUCUACGUGGUGGCCUCGGUGAUUCUCAACGUCCGCCUGCAGGUACAUAUUUAGAGCAACUAACUUUGUGGCAUUCGGGGUGGGGGGCCCGGCGGGAUGGCUGGCUUCCACCCACCGGCUCGCCAGCCCUAGAGCAAAGCGGCCAGUUCGACUCUCCCGCCCGCAGACUUGCCGGUCUGCCUUUCCACUGCCUUAUCUUUUAAUGUAAAUGGGCGGCUAGAAAUCAUCGUUUGCCCCAAGCCCACAGUACAACCAGGAAAGCCUAAGAUAGAAUGAAAAGGUGAUUGUCUAGGAAAUAGAUAAUUCAAGGAACAAGGAAAGAACGUUAAACUCGGAAAAUCCUCACAAAUACUUGAGAGGCUCUUGCAUCCAUAAAAACACAAAACAGCCCAAACGGUAGGAAAUGACAAUGGGCACAGGAUGCCCGAAGGGGGAAAACAAGAGGAAAGGUUGCUAAGAACUUAAAGGUAAACUAACCGUACCAU
This is a messenger RNA of Prionailurus viverrinus (fishing cat), 659 nucleotides long. Its product is annotated as small integral membrane protein 10-like protein 2A. Bases 1 to 228 code for a protein of 75 amino acids. The record is from RefSeq and is a predicted model, not a curated record. The transcript has a single exon. Lineage: Eukaryota; Metazoa; Chordata; Mammalia; Carnivora; Felidae.